AUGCCGAGCGGCGGCAACGCGGGUCCAAGUCGGUCUACUAGCCGUGGCGCUGUCUUGACAGGCAAGUUCUCUCUCUCCAACCUCUCACUCAAGAGCAUCGAUGCUAGAUCAGGUGCUCGAACACCGAAGAGUGCCCAUCGCCAAUACGCCAGCAAUCCAGGCCCAAGAUCUAGCAAUGUUCGCACCUCCAAUCUCUCUUCAGCCUCUGUGGCCAAGACAACGGACGGCAACAAUAUCGCACAACUCUAUGCCGUCUUCGGUCUACCCAAAGAUCCUGCCGUCUGGACGUUAGCCGAACAAGACUGCACCAAUGGCGUCCAUCACAUCGAAAGCGCUGUAGGUCGUUUCUGGCGUCCCGAGGUGCUCGGCUGCUCCAUCUGCCCACCUCUCAGCCCUGCCGAAGAAAGCUUAAAGUCUCCUCUUUCGCCUGGCAGCCUCUCGGAUAAGAAGGAGGCUAAGCGUUUGACGUGGGGGUCUGACAAGAAAGGCGGUUCUAAUCCCAAGUUUAUCGAGAUGGCCGAUGGUCGCGGCGGCAUCGAACGAGCAGAGACUGCACGUGUCCUCUCAAAAGCCCUCAAGCUCUCCUUCACCCGCGAGAUCGAAAUCUCUUCUGGCCCCAUCAACUUCCCUCCCAGCUCCACUUCGCACACCUUCUCCUUCAGCGUUCCAACCGUCAAGUCGUCUGCAUCAGGCGGAGCAGCCCGCCCAUCUACCGAUGCUCGCAAGGCUAGCCAGCCCUUCUCGGUCAGCGCUGCCAAUGUUCACAAUACUCGCUCCUUCUCAGCUGUCGGCGAAGGCUUUGGUCUCGAAGGCGUCUCCUCUCGUCUUCCUGCAGGUGCUGGAGGUGCAGGUGAAGAUACCCCCGGCGUGGCUACAUUCUACGGCUCCGUUCUGACCGUUUGGAGUGCCGCCGACGAGAAGCGUGCCAAGGCGAUUCGCAAAGAGCUUAGCCGACUUGCCAAGACGCGUGCCAACCGUCGUUCUGCUUCCAACAAAAACGUCAGUAACGAGGGCGAAGAUAUCGAGGAAGAGUUUGAAGGCACAAGUGCCUUGGGACACUCACUUCUUCCCGACAACAACGCCUUCUUCAUGCCCUACGCCAUCUGCAUCGUCUCCCGAUACCCCAUCUACAACCUCCUUGGAGACUGGAACAAGGUCGCUUGGUUCAAGUACAGCCGCAACAUCGAGAUGCACAACAAGCUCAUGGCUGCCAUCCUUCGUCACCCAGCGCCCCGCAUUGGCGAAACCUUCAAGCUGCAGUCUCCCGACGAGGAUCUCUCCUUCAUCUGCACUUUCCCCGGUGCUCUCGACUGGGGUCGUGGCUUGCUUGGAAUCGACUUCUCCAUGUGGCCUCUCUUCAAGACGCUUUCCAUUGACAACGUUCUUACCAUCUGCGAGAUUGCACUUGCACCCGCAGGUCGUGUUCUCUUCAUGUCCCGUCAUCCUGCUUUGAUGGGCAUGGCCGUCGAAACCAUCAAGUACCUUGUCGAGCUCUGCGGAUGGAAAGGUGUUGCGCAUCAAAACUGCCACGCAAGAGACGUUCGUAUUUACCUCGAAGAUCCUGGAUCUUGGCUCAUUGCUAUCAACACAGAGUUGCGUAGCAUCAUCAAGCCCGCAAAGCAAGUCUGCGUUGUCGAUCUUGACAUCAACUUUGUCAACUGCCCACGACCACCUAUCAAAGCUCCCAGCAAGGGAGCUGCACGUGACAGGAAGCGGAGAAAACUCAUCGCCGCCCUUGGCUUCUCGUCCGCAGACUACAUCAUCCCACGCGAGUACGUCGAGGCCUUCCCAAGUGGUCGCUUUCGUCCUCUCAGCAAGCUCGAAUCUUGCUCACGUGAUGCCCCUUACGAACGCCUCGAGAGUCCACAGUGGUGGGACCAGGGCGCGCUCGUCAGCGCUUUCGACCAGGUCUUGCAUGAAGGCACCAAGCCAAGCUUCCUCAAGAAAGUUCUUUGCAUGCCAACCGAGAAGCAGGCUGUGGCCUCUGAGACCGAGCUUGCUGCUGUUCUCGCCCUCCGUAAGAGGGCCAGCACUUUCGUCGACGCCCGUGAUGGUCUCGAGAACAAGAUCGGCAGGCUCAACAAGCGUCUUGCUUUCCUCAUGAGCGAAGGUGAGAUGUGGCGACAGCAGUUCGACAAGAUCCAGCAGCUCGUCGACCGACUCACACGCGAGGCCGGUGAGCUUCGUUCCAAACUCGACAAGGAGCGCAGGGAAUCUAGGAGGCUCAGCUCUACACUCCAGCAGCGUGACAUGGAAUACGUUCAGGCACAGAUCCAGCUUCGCGAAACCGAGACCGCACGUGAAAAGGCUCAGGGCGAGCUCCUCCGUAUGCGCACUGCCAUGGAGAACCUCGAAUCGGAACGUGAAGCCAUGAUGGACGAGAUUCGCAACGCUCUUACCAGCUCGGGUGCCAACGAGUUCGGUACGGACUCGCUAAACAACCUGCAAACCAUGACGCAGAACUUCGGUCGAGGCGAUGGAGCCUUCUCGCCAGCUGCGAGCGACAUGAGCCACAACACCGAAAUGCACAUCAUGAAGUCGCGAGCUCUUGCGGAGCAACGCAUAUCCAUGGGCCAACCCCGCACCAACAGCCAACUCAAGAAGGAUUCCGUAGCGCCGUCUGAGGAUGCUCAUACCAACGGCGCUAGCGGUGCUGCCAACGCAUCGCAGCACAACCACUUUCCAGACGAGCAGAUGAACAACGAGAUUCAAAAGCAAACCACCGCAGUGACAGACCAGAUCGCAAAGAUCCAGCAGCAGCUCGAGUCCACCUUGACACAGCUAGAGGGACGUCGAUCUGCCGCCUUUGAACGUGGUUGUCGACUAUCCUCUUCCUCGAUUGGCAGUCACGCCCACGGCGCUGCCCCAAGCAUCAGUCAUCACAAUGCAGUUGCCUCGAGCGUCGGUCAUGGAUACGCUCUGGACGUCAACGGACGUGCCUCGGAAGAUGUCGAGACCAUAAACGCCGACCGCUCCGGUUCAUUGCCACUGCGUCAGCGAGCGGCUUCAUCCUCGAACGACGCGACUUGCUCGCGACCGAACUACCUCUCACCCCGGGCAGCAGCAGCUCCCAUGUUGACACCCAAGAGCCCUGCACGUGCUCAGCGUGACUCGCUCGUCUCUUCCGCUCACAACGCCGCCGAAGGUAGCUCGACUGAGGCGGGUGGACACGCAACCUCGUCUCCGCUGCCGGAAGCAAAUGGUAUCAAGGCUGCAAAUGGAGCUUUGGCUGUUGCCGGUGCUGGUGCGGCCGCAGCUAUCGCUGGAGUUGCCGUGUCACCCGCCGCCUCGGGCUCGAAAGGAGCUGCAGAAGAGCGAAACGGUGAAGACACUAGUGAAAGCAGGGCGUCAGAUGAUCGCCGCAACGCAGCGCUGCCUGACGUUCCAAGCGACCACAACUCGGAAGACGUCGACUUGUCGAAGAAGCUCGACGAGCUCGAGCAAGAGACUGGCGCUCAGGCUGGUGAAGGUGAUGGCCAGGACAGCGACGGCGUCCUCAACAUGUUUGAGGAGCCAGAGGACUUCCGACCGAAGACACCACCUCCUACCGUUACUCAUUAUGAGUUCCCCGGCACCUCGUCCAAGGUGACACUCAACCUUGUCGGCAACCACCCGCUGUGGGGCCAUCUCGCAUGGAAUGCAAGUUUUAUCCUUUCCGACUUCCUCUGCGCUCACGCACUCACCUUAACUAAGGGCAAGCGUGUUCUCGAGCUCGGUGCAGCUGCUGGCUUGCCAAGCAUCGUUUGCAACUGGGCCUCAGCGUCGCACAUCGUUGCAACCGACUACCCAGACAAAGACCUCAUCGACAACCUUAGAAAGAAUGUAACCCUCAACUGCCAAGACGAGUCCUCACCAAUGCGAGGUUCAGGCAAGACCUUGGUCGAGGGCUACAUCUGGGGUCGUGACCCCUCCUCUCUGCUCUCUAAGCUCACCGACGAGCAAGGCAACCCGGGCAAGUUCGACUUGAUCCUUCUCUCGGAUCUUGUAUUCAACCAUCAAGCUCACCCUGCAUUACUCGAGACCUGCGAAGCAUGCAUUGCAGAUGCGACAAUGGACGAGAUGGAAGGUCAAAUGACCACACCAUGCGUCCUCGUCUUCUUCACCCACCAUCGUCCUCACCUUGCAUACAAAGACAUGCAAUUCUUCGACUUGGCAGAGGUCAAAGGGUGGAAGUCUGAAAAGUUAGGAGAAUGGUUCAAGGAGCCUAUGUUCCCAGAGGAUCCGGGUGAUGAGGUUGUCAGAUCGACGAUUCACGGAUUUAGGUUGUGGAGAGCCCCUGCGUGA
Molecule: messenger RNA, 4284 nt
Organism: Ustilago hordei
Lineage: Eukaryota; Fungi; Basidiomycota; Ustilaginomycetes; Ustilaginales; Ustilaginaceae
Exons: 1
Coding region: 1-4284 (1427 amino acids)
Source: RefSeq, a predicted model, not a curated record